Molecule: messenger RNA, 1401 nt
Organism: Monosiga brevicollis MX1
Lineage: Eukaryota; Choanoflagellata; Craspedida; Salpingoecidae
Exons: 1
Coding region: 1-1401 (466 amino acids)
Molecular function (GO): RNA binding; zinc ion binding
Source: RefSeq, a predicted model, not a curated record
AUGCCGCGACGAGGGGAGAGCAGCGAGAGUAGCGACGACGAUGCGCGGCCGCCAGCGCCAGUCGAUUCAAAUGGCGAGUCAGCCGACUCGGAGGUGAGCUCGGCCGAAGAGGCCGCAGUGCCGGAUAUGGCCAUCAAAAGCGACGAAGAGCCCAGCACAGCAGAUGACGACUCUUCGAGCGACGAGGAGGAGGACGAUGAAGCAGAUAGCGAUGAUGAUAGCGGCAGCGACAAUGAGGAGGAUGAGGACGAGAGUGAGGACGAGAGUGACGAAGAUAGUGACGCAGAUCAAGCGGCUGCGCCGCAAAAGGGUUCCGGGGCGCUGCGCGCACGGGGCGGUGAGAGCGAUGGAGAAGAUGACUCUGAUCAAGAAGGCGAGGUGCGCGCACAGCGUGGAUUCUAUUGCGCAGACUGCGAGCGCAGCUUCAACUCGGAUUUUCAAAUCAAGGAACACCUGGAAAGCAAGGCACACCGCAAGCGCGUAGCGCGGCAGGCGCAGGUCAAAGGCACGGGCAACAUUGUGUUUGUGGGCCAGCUGCCGUAUGGGGCCUCGGAGGCGUCACUGCUGGCAUUUUUCCGACCCCACGUGUCGGCCGACCCCUCAAUUCGCAUGCGAACAGAUCCCAAAACGGGCAAGUUCAAGGGGACAUGCUUUGUGGAAUGCAGCACGGCCGAGGACGUCACCAAGUUGUUGCAGCUGCAUCAGACAGAGUUUGAAGGGCGACGCAUCAAUGUGGAGCCGUCAGCCACGGCUGGAGGCAAGGCCAAGCGUAGUAAGGAGAUUAAGCGCCUGCGCGACGAGCAAGCCACCUCGCGCCGGGAAGCUGUCGGUGCGCUCCUGGACCAAAAGGCGGCAGAGUAUGGGGCCGACUUUUCGCGCAGUGACUUUGACGCGGACACGCGGGCCUACAUGUGUUUGAUGCCUCCGAAGAUGGCGGGCCAAGCCGUGGACGAGUUUAUGGCAGCGGAUCGAAGCAAGCUUACCAACCGACCGGCUUUUCUCAUGGCCAUUCUGAAGCGACUGCGAGAUGGCGGAGGCCGGUCGUGCUUUACCUGUGGCAGCACGGACCACGUCAAGGCGCAAUGUCCAGAGCGCAAAUCGGCCGGGCGCGGUCGCGGGCGUGGUGGAGGCGGUCGCGGGCGUGGGGGCGGCGGCUACGGUGAUCGGGGCGGUCGCGGUGGCGGCUACGGUGAUCGGGGCGGUCGUGGUGGCGGCUACGGUGGCCGUGGUGGAUACAGUGGCCGGGGUAGCGGCGGCGGGGGGGAUCGUGGCCGGGGCCGAGGCCGGGGCAGCUACGGGGAUCGUGGUCGUGGCGGCGGCCGUGGUGACAACCGAGGUCGUGGCCGUGGCAGUGGUAGCGGCGGCCCGCCCUCCAAGCGCUUCAAACCUGACCAGGACUGA